Messenger RNA from Fulmarus glacialis (Northern fulmar), 710 nucleotides. Its product is annotated as protein TENP-like. Gene Ontology annotation, molecular function: lipid binding. The record is from RefSeq and is a predicted model, not a curated record. The transcript is spliced from 7 exons. The annotation marks the transcript as partial. Lineage: Eukaryota; Metazoa; Chordata; Aves; Procellariiformes; Procellariidae.
CUCGACCACCGAGGUGAUGAGGCUGUCCAUCCUGGCGGAGCUCCACGUGGAGAUGAACCCCGAAGGGAACCUGGAGCUGGUGUCCUCUUCCUGCAAACCCAGCGAGGAGGAGAUGCAGGGCACCGAGGAGAUGGAAAGCACGUCCUCUAGUCCGGACGUGGACAAGGAGGCUGCCAUCGCUAAGAUUUGCCUGGAAGUCUCCAAAUUUCUGUAUUUGCCAAAUGCACAACUGUCGUCUCUGACAGCUCCGCUCCCCGUCACGCCAAGCUCCCAGGUCCAGUACCUGCCCCUGGCUGCACCCAUGUUCUCCGAGCAGGGAGUCAUCAUAUCCUUGCAAACGACUUUCAAGGUGGCAGGGAUAGAAAUCCCCCUGCCAGUCAGCCCCGUGCCGUUCAGCGUGCCCGAGCCGGCGAGCUCCAGCCCUUACCACUUCACCCUGGCUUUCUCUGAGCACUUCUACACCAGCCUCUUCUUCGCCCUGGAAACGGCUGGAGCCUUCAACAUGACCAUCCUGAGCCCGCUGACCACCGCCACCAUGGCACAGAACAUUACUCAGAUGGGCUCCCUCUUCCAGGACGACCUACCGGUGACGCUGCAAGCCGUGUUCAGGAGCACGCCUCGCGUGGUGCUGGAGGAAGACAAGGCAGCCCUGAAGCUCUUCCUCACCGUCCACGUCGGGGCGGGCUCGCCGGCUUUCCAGAGCUUCCUGA